GUAACAGGGGUACAGAAAAUGAGAACAUAGUGUAUAGCGAAUUAACAGUCGCGCAUUCUUCAGCUGGGAUGCAAUGUAAUGAGCUUUUAUCUCUUCAUUACGUAGAAACCCCGGGCAUCUAAUUUUAAUACUGAGCAGGGACAUUGAAACCGAGCUUUGUAAAACUUCCAGGAAAAAAACUCUUAUAGUUUCCCAACCAAGGGUGCGAUAUUUCCAUGAACAACAUGUGAUAUAAGAACUGUUCCGUUACCGACGUUCUGACCAUGUGAGUACUCCGUAUACCUCAAUUCUCAAUAACAACCUAUGCAUGUCCCAAACUCAAUAUGUCGUCUGUGAACUACCUGGACGGAGUGAACUCUGCACCUAGAAAUCCCGAAAACCAGCAAGCAGCUCCCGAUCGUACUCCAAUAGUUUCUCCAAAUGAGGCGGUUCAUCCACGCCUAGAUGAUUUUAUCGAAGAACCCCUUGGCGAAGGUAACAGGAACGUCAUGUUACCUGACAAAAAUAUCGACGCCGACUUAGCUAUUAGAGAUUCUCGAGAGCGUAUGGAGAGAAACAUUGCGGAUACAGGCAAAGUGCGAAAUACGUAUAGAAUAUUGACGUUGGAAUUUGCACUACCUACAUGGACUCCGCAUAACAAGAGACUCCAAUGCUUCAGAACACUACUAAACGACCUAGAUCCUGUCUUCGACAGCCAGGAAGCUUCCUUACUGUACAAUAUAUUCCUUCCUAUAGACUAGGAGGACUACCCUGAGGCUACUUACAUAAA
Molecule: messenger RNA, 769 nt
Organism: Daldinia caldariorum
Lineage: Eukaryota; Fungi; Ascomycota; Sordariomycetes; Xylariales; Hypoxylaceae
Exons: 4
Source: RefSeq, a predicted model, not a curated record